Molecule: messenger RNA, 2919 nt
Organism: Mytilus trossulus (common blue mussel)
Lineage: Eukaryota; Metazoa; Mollusca; Bivalvia; Mytilida; Mytilidae
Product: cilia- and flagella-associated protein 157-like
Exons: 11
Coding region: 125-1849 (574 amino acids)
Cellular component (GO): ciliary basal body; cilium
Molecular function (GO): microtubule binding
Source: RefSeq, a predicted model, not a curated record
GUUUCCAAGGCAUUAGUUGCAACAAUAUGGCGGCUGACAAGUGAUAUUAUUUUCGUUUGGCUCUGUGUAAAAGCUGUCGACCUGUCUUAAAUUCUUUUGAUUUACCUAUAUAACAUUUUUUAAAAUGCCACCAAAAAAGAAGAAGAGUGGAAAGAAAGGAAAGAAAAGUGCUAAGAAAUCAGGACGUGGAUCUGCUAAGCCACCAGGAGAGCAAUUAAAUGAACUUUCAAAGGAAUAUUAUCUAAUUCAAAUAAGAGAUUUGGAAAACAGACUUGUCCGGUACCAGAAAAAAUGUGAUGAGUUAGAAGUUCAGAAAGGAGCUUUUGAGUCACAAAAGGACUAUGAGAUCAAGAAUAAAGAACAGAUUAUUCUCUGGCUAGAAGGAAAACUGAAUAGAAGUGAGGAUGAAUGUAAUGAUUUGAAGGACCAGCUGAUUGGUUUGGAGCAAACAUUGGAAUCAGAGAAAGAACGCUUGAAUGCUCAGAUCCAUCAGCUUAGAACAGAAUAUCAGGAGAAAAAUGACAAACUUUCAGCAGAAUUAACACUAACUACUGGGAAGUUGAAUGCAUUGGAAGAAUUUCGAGUACAACAAGAUGAACUCAACAAGAAGUUUGCAGAGCUUGAAGCAAAGCUUAAUCAAAAAGAUCUUGACCAUGACAAAGAAAUCUAUGACUUGGAAAGAAAGGCAGUGAUAGAAAAAGAUAGAUUGAAAAAGGAAAUGGUGAACCGAGUUAAUAAUGUGGCAGCAGAAUUCAGAAAAGUAUCCAAUAAACAGAUGGCAGAGACAACAAAAAGAACCAUUAGAGAAAAUGUUUCCAUCCAAGCUCAGCUACAGAAAAUGUCAGAUAAAACAAUGGAACUUAUCAAAGAGAAUGAUGAACAGAAAGCUGUAGCCAAAAAAUACAAACAACAGAUAGAAAUGUUGGAAACAAAUGAGAAGGAAUUAAUUAAGAAAAAUCACAGUAACCAAAAAUUGAUAAGAAUGCUGACAGAGAAAUGUUUUAACCAAGAGAACCUUAUUGGAGAAUUAGAAUCUGUUCAAACACAAAACCAACAUCUCAGUGCUGAAUUAGAUCUUACAUCACAACAAGUGGAAUCUCAAAGGGAUGAAAUUCAGGAAAUGGCAAAAGAAAAUGAAUUACUAGAAGAAGAUGUAAAGAAAGUUAAAGAUGAUCACCUUACAGAACAAAAGAACAAGUUUAAGCUGGAAAAACUCAUUAAUGAUGUGGCAACAUCUUUAAAAAUAGCUCUCAGGAAAACUUCACCGGAUGAGGAACCAGAAGGAGAUGGCGAAUUAAAUGAAAUAGAAAGAAGAGAUAAUAUGUUAGAAAACUUACUCAUAUUACUCAAUAGUGCUGCUGCUAUUGGAGUGGGGCCUCAACUUGGAGAACUGGGUAAACAGUACAAGAUACGACAGAGAAGUGCCAGUAAAAUGCCUGGAAGUGAAGGUGGCAUUAAGAGAGGUAGUACUACUGGAAGUCUGAGACAAUUGCCAAUGUCACCAGUGGCACUACAUCCAGGUGGCACUUUACCACACUAUCAGCUAGGAGAUUUAGGACUCAUACCACGUCCUAAACAGCAUAUACCUACAAGUUUUGAACAAAUGAGAGUAUUAUCUGCUACAACUAGACUUGGGAAUCUUAAGAAAGUUCUCACCAGAUCUGUAGCAAUACAAACAGUCAGUGCUCCUAAAGCUCUGUUCUAUGCAGAUCAGCUGCUUGCUAGAGUGCCAGUUGCUACCCAGAAUGCAAUGUUACAUGAAGGUUCAAUAGAGAGGAUCACACCACCAGUGGUCGCCCCGUUAGGACCAAUCAGGACUUCUAGUAAAAUGACAAGUAAAGUGUUCUAAGUUGAUGAGCACUUUCAACAUAUCACUCCGUCCAUUAUGUGUACAAUCACUGCAUGAUUGUUAUUUCUUUUGUUUAAAAUGGUUUCAAGAGAUACAAGUAGAAAAAAGCCAAACUCAUAGCGACAGAAAGAAACUAGUAACUUGUCAUUAAAGAAGAAUGCUUCCUCUCAUGUGAAAUGUAUCAUGCUAAAAAGUAGAUUAUUCACUGAGUUUUGACAUUUUACAAUGUUUCAUGGAGCUACCUUACAAUUUUAAACCAUUAAACAUUUGUUUUUAAGGCACUGUAGUUUCUGCUAAGGAUUACCCUCAUGAAGAGAAUUUUGAUGCCUAACACCAUAAAAAGCAAAAAUAGAUUUUACCUUAAGUUGUUUUAUGUUAUUUUCUUGUAUCCUAAAAGAUGCAGGGCCGAGGAAACUAGACAGUUGUAUUUAUAUAGCAAGAGGUUGUCCAUAUAUUUACAGUAUAAAUAAUAAAGGGGAGUUAAUUCCUCAAAAGUGAUAAUUCUAUUUUUUUGUUAUAUAUUUGAAAGUUCUGUGAUACUAUAAACUUGUUAUGUCUGUUAAUAUGUAUUAUACGAGUGCAUUUAUCUUCUUUCUAUAUAGUGUUUUUAUAAAACUUUAAACAUCAUUUGAUUGUGCUAGUCAUGUAUGCUAAAUGUUAACACACAAUUGAGAAACCACUUGGCGUAAGUUUGGAAGUGUGUAUACUACAAAUUUGCUAAACUUGUAAGUUUUUAAUUGUUUUAUUUUAUUUAAAUCAAGAAAAACUAUUAUUGUUUACUUGUUUAUAUGCACACUGAAGAACAUUAUUGCUAAGGAAUUGAUUUGAAUGUAUAUUUCUUACUCCAUUAACCCUGAAUAAAUUAGAAAAUAAGAGGUAUCAUUUACCAGGCUUGACUCUUUCACUAGGUUUUCUCAAUUUAAGAAAAGUAUCUAAAUUAUUCAUAUUUUCUUUCUUUAUAGAAUUUUUUCUUUUAGUAUUGGAUGAUUGGUCUAUCAUACUUUUCUCUACAUUGUGUACAUGCUACCCCUUCUUCACUAUUUAAUUGACAAAGUUGACAAAGAAGUAUG